Molecule: messenger RNA, 1155 nt
Organism: Dipodomys spectabilis (banner-tailed kangaroo rat)
Lineage: Eukaryota; Metazoa; Chordata; Mammalia; Rodentia; Heteromyidae
Gene: Tmbim1
Product: transmembrane BAX inhibitor motif containing 1
Exons: 12
Coding region: 129-1061 (310 amino acids)
Biological process (GO): negative regulation of apoptotic signaling pathway
Cellular component (GO): membrane; endoplasmic reticulum; Golgi apparatus
Source: RefSeq, a predicted model, not a curated record
CCUGUCCCGGCAGGACUCUGAGGCCCGAGCGCACCCGCGCCCCGCACCGCGCCGCGCCGCGCCGCACCGCACCGCCGGGAACCACGCAGCUCCUAACAGCUGGGGUUUCCCUCAUCUCUUGAGUGGCCAUGUCUAACCCCACCGCCCCGCCUCCAUAUGAGGACCGCAACCCUCUGUAUCCUGGCCCUCCACCCCCUGGAGGGUAUGGACAACCAUCUGUUCUGCCAGGCGGAUACCCUGCCUACCCUGCCUACCCACAGCCUGGCUACGGUCACCCUGCUGGCUACCCACAGCCAAUGCCUCCCAUGCACCCGAUGCCCAUGAACUAUGGCCCUGGUGGCUAUGAUGGGGAAGAGAGAGCUGUGAGUGACAGCUUCGGGCCUGGAGAGUGGGAUGACCGGAAAGUACGACAUACCUUCAUCCGAAAGGUCUACACCAUCAUCUCAGUCCAGCUGCUCAUCACAGUGGCCAUCAUUGCGAUCUUCACCUUUGUGGAGCCAGUCAGUGCAUUUGUGAGGAGGAACGUGGCAGUAUACUACGUGUCCUAUGCCGUUUUCAUUGUCACCUACCUGACCCUCGCCUGCUGCCAGGGACCCAGACGCCGGUUCCCAUGGAACAUCAUCCUGCUGACCCUCUUUACUUUUGCCAUGGGCUUCAUGACAGGCACCAUUUCCAGUAUGUACCAAACCAAAGCCGUCAUCAUUGCGAUGAUCAUCACAGCAGUGGUGUCCAUUUCUGUCACCAUCUUCUGCUUUCAGACCAAGGUGGACUUCACCUCCUGUACAGGCCUCUUCUGUGUCCUGGGAAUUGUGCUGAUGGUGACUGGGAUUGUCACCAGCAUUGUGCUGUACUUCAAAUAUAUUUACUGGCUCCACAUGCUCUAUGCUGCUUUGGGGGCCAUUUGUUUCACCCUGUUUCUGGCUUACGACACACAGCUGGUCCUGGGGAACCGGAAGCAUACCAUCAGCCCGGAAGACUACAUCACGGGUGCCUUGCAGAUCUACACAGACAUCGUCUACAUCUUCACCUUUGUGUUGCAGCUCUUGGGGGAUCGCAACUGAAGCACCCCAUUUCACACACCCUGGCCUUUCCCUUCCCUGGAGGGCCAGGCCCUGGGCCUUGGUUCUGGGCCUCAGGCCUCUUCUUACCCUCACG